CUCACGGGCGCGACGUCCCUCGUCGGCGCCCACGUCGUGCGGCGGCUGCUCCGCGCGGGCCACACGGUCCACGCGCCGAUCCGCGGCGGCGACGACGCGCCGCGCCUCGGCUACCUCAAGGCCAUGCCCGGCGCGGCGGAGCGCCUCAAGUUCUUCGGCGGCUGCGACCUCAUGGUUCCGGGCUCCUACGACGCGUCCAUGGCCGGCUGCGCGACGGUCAUCCACGUCGCGAGCCCCUUCUUCAUGAUCGGCGGCAAGAAGAAGAUCCGAGAGAAGCUGAUCGACCCCGCGGUCCGGGGCGUCGAGCACCUGCUCGCGAGCUGCUCGAAGACGCCGAGCGUGACGCGCGUCGUCCUCACGGGCACGGUCCUGGCCGCGUCCUGCGACUCGCGCGCCUACUUCAAGGACAAGAACUUCACGGUCGGGCCCGACGACUGGGAGGAGACGUGCUCCGAGAAGGAGCUGCCGUACGUCUAUAGCAAGGUCCUCCAGGAGAAGCGCGCCGAGGAGAUCGCCGCCGCCCAGAGCCAGUGGACGCUCGUGUCCCUGCUCAUCGCGGGGACCUUCGGCCCGCCGUGCGCGGCCGACGGCGCCGGCGUGCCCGUCAUGUUCAUGAAGCACACCCUCAAGGGCCUCUUCUUCCCGGCCUGCCCGCCCAUGGGCUUCCCCAUGCACGACAUCCGCGACACGGCGGUGUACCACACGCACGCGAUGCUCGCGCCCAACGCGAAGGGGCGCUACAUC
Aureococcus anophagefferens is the source of this 744-nucleotide messenger RNA. RefSeq lists its product as hypothetical. The annotation marks the transcript as partial. The transcript has a single exon. NCBI's taxonomy places the organism in Eukaryota, Pelagophyceae, Pelagomonadales, Pelagomonadaceae. The record is from RefSeq and is a predicted model, not a curated record. Gene Ontology annotation, molecular function: oxidoreductase activity, acting on the CH-OH group of donors, NAD or NADP as acceptor.